AUGUCCCCCACAGCAACUCUCCAGAGCCGCGUGAAAGAGCUCUCAGAUUCCCUAGGACAAAUCCAGCCCCUGGUGGAUCGAUUGCGCGAUUUUACUGCUUCUAUUGGACAGGGCGAUGAAGCCCGCCUGGAGCUUGGGAGUGAAAUACAUUCCCGUCUGAAGGAAGCCGAGCAUGAGUUAGAGCUGCUACGUGUGGAGAUCGAAGCGUUGGAAACUGGCUCAGAUAGUAGACGCAAGUCAUUAACUGUCCAUGGACAGAAAGAGGCCGAGAGAGAGCGGGUCAUUUCUAUGGCAGGUCGAUUGGCUGAGGAUCUCAAGAGAACACGAGGUGAUUUCCGAACUGCCCAAUUACAAGCGAAGCGGAAUGCCGAGCUCGCCAAGCGGAAAGAGAGAGAGUUGCUGCUGUCAAGAUCGCAUUCUUCCGAGAAGAAGCGACCGACAGAGAAGUUCACUCAAGACGAUCUUGUUUUGAAUGCCUCCAACGACGUGACAUCUGCGCUACGCAGAACCCAUCAACUCAUGCAGGCUGAGCUUUCCCGUAGUCAAUUUGCCCAGUCGACUCUUGAACAAUCCACAGCCGCGAUCUCAUCUUUGUCCGAGUCCUAUAGCGGCCUCGAUACACUUCUCGCGUCAUCUCGCAGUCUCGCUAAUUCUCUUCUGCGCUCCCAAAAGUCCGACACAUGGUAUCUUGAGACUGCCUUCUAUGUUCUUCUGGGGACAAUUGGCUGGCUUCUAUUCCGACGCGUCUUCUAUGGGCCUCUUUGGUGGCUUGUAUGGCUACCUUUGAAGUUCAUCGCCCGGGUUGCAUUUGCAACACUAGGUGUAGCUGGGCUGUCUACCACAGCUGUGCAAUCUGCUUCUCAAUCUCUCUCAGGAGAUGUCUCUACUGCUAUCCAUCAAAUGGCCACGGCGGCUGAAACAGGAACUGUGACAGCCAAUAGCGCUGCCUGGGAGCAAGAACCGUCAGCACCGAUCGAAAGCGAUCGUGUAAUUGACAAAAUUGGUGAUAUGGUUGAACAAGAGAAACAAAAAAGUGUAGACAUCGACAAUAUCACCCCGGAGGAGAGGGCAAGACAAGCAGCGCUUCCUCGGAAUACAAAAAAGAGGAUGUUCGAGGCUGGGAUGGAGGAACCAGUGCGAGACGAGCUAUAG
This is a messenger RNA of Penicillium vulpinum, 1152 nucleotides long. Its product is annotated as putative protein transport membrane glycoprotein Sec20. The coding region runs from base 1 to 1152 and encodes 383 amino acids. NCBI's taxonomy places the organism in Eukaryota, Fungi, Ascomycota, Eurotiomycetes, Eurotiales, Aspergillaceae. Gene Ontology annotation, cellular component: SNARE complex; endoplasmic reticulum. Gene Ontology annotation, molecular function: SNAP receptor activity. The transcript is spliced from 3 exons. The record is from RefSeq and is a predicted model, not a curated record. Gene Ontology annotation, biological process: retrograde vesicle-mediated transport, Golgi to endoplasmic reticulum.